Messenger RNA from Funneliformis caledonium, 3708 nucleotides. NCBI's taxonomy places the organism in Eukaryota, Fungi, Glomeromycota, Glomeromycetes, Glomerales, Glomeraceae. The record is from the annotation of a GenBank genome assembly.
AUGCCAUGGUUCCUAAUAGUUUCUAUGUUAAUACAUUCAGCAUUAGCGCAGGAAACUGAUAUUAAUGUUAUAUCAAAAGACAAUUGUCCACCCCCUCUUAUAGUUAGGGACGUUGAGAAAGAUGAUUCACAAGUGUGUUUUGAUGAUUGUUGUGUUGCCUGUCCAUUUGUGAAUAAUUUCUAUGAAGUGAACAAAAUCGAUUACACAUUUAAAGGUUUUGCGAUUGUAGGAAUAAUUUCUUUCUUCUUGAUGAUUUUACUUAGUAUUUUUUUUUACGCACUUCCGAGUCAAAAACAAAAUCCGUUAUCGAGGCAAAUGUUGUUGCCCCUUGCCAUAAGUGUGAUGUAUUUCGAAGGUUCUGAAUUUUUCACUUUAUUACAACAAAAAUCUCAGUGCGUCAACCAUAUUACUCCGGCGAAUCAGAAUAAUAAUAUAUUAUGCGCUAUUCAAGCAUUUUUCACACUUGGAGGAGGGUAUGCGAUAUCAUGUUGGUCUGCUCUUUUGAUGAUACAUCUACAUUUGAUGUCGGUAUGGCGCAUAGAAUUCAUAGCAAAGAAAAUAGUUUACUUCCAUGGUAUUAUAAUUGGGAUUACAUCGUUAGCGAUUAUAAUUCCUUUCGCUAGCAAGAAGGUUCAAUCAAAUAAUAUAUGCUUUAUUUCCCCGGAUUCGUCCACCGCGUAUUUUUACUUUUUAUCCUUUAUUUAUGUCGCAUUUAUCGCGCACGUCUCAACCUUUGUCUAUAUGGCUCACAUUACAAUCGAUUCGAAUCGACGUUAUUCACCAGAAAGGGAUUUAUCAAUACGAGCCUCUUUUAUCGAAGCACAACGAAAGGUUACUUAUGUAAAAGCAAUCUUUAUGAUGCAAUGGCGUGCAUUAUUAGGUGCUUCAUUAAUGUUGGCGAUAUAUGUCAUAAAUUGGAAUUAUUAUAUUAUUCAACUUGAACCGAAUACCGACCCCAUGUUAAUAAAUUCGUGGUUACCAGGAUGGAUUCGAUGUUUGAUUACUUAUAAAGAUCAAAACAUUUGUGCUAAAAUGGUAGAAAAUGAUGUCGUUCCUUAUAGCUAUACCUUUAUGCUGUUAUUUUUUAAUAGAACAGCGGGUAUCUUAAUCUUCGUAAUCUUUGCGGCCAAGAAAGCCAUUCUGGUAGAAGCUUAUGAUCAUAUAAUUAGAAAGUCAUCUUCAAGAAGUAUGGAAUUGACUACAUCGUAUAUUGAGACUGAUUCAAAUAGAUUUUCAUCCCUUCGUAUUUCGGUUAAAGAAAGAACACGUUCCGUAUUGAGUGCCGGAAGCAGAUCCUCAAUCAUAUCAUUUGGUGAAAAAUCAAGAUUUUCAAUAACGAAUUGGAAAUCUGCAAAUUCAAAUGUUAUCGAUGCUUCGACGGUAACUUCUCAAGAUAGACAAAGCGUAAUAAGAAAUAGCGAGACACCUUCGAUUCCAAGAACGGGAAGAGCUUCUGUAACAUUUUCACAGCCUUUACCUUUAAAAAGGAAUUCGAGUAAAGUUCUGUCAAGGGAUGACAGCGGAACGUUAUCACAUUCCCGAUCAAAUUCUUCUGUAUCGAGUCGACGAGUUUCACGACAUAUUUCUUCUAGAUCCUUAUCAAUGGAAGAAUAUCCUCAUUUGACAAAAGUUAUUACAAUACCUAAAGUUGCUUUAACCCAUAAUUCUAAAAGUGCUCCUCCGUCACCUGGUGUAGAAAGAGAAAGUCGCAUUACCUUUGAAAUUGUUCGUCAAUGGAAAUUAGAACAAGUUUCUUAUUGGUUACAAGAAAAUAAUUUUAGGGAAUAUCAAAAAAUAUUUGCUGAAAACGAUAUCAAUGGAGAAGUUUUACUCGAAUUGGAUCACGACAUCCUUAAAGAAUUGAAAAUAAGAUCCGUUGGCGACCGCAUUAGGAUGUUAUUAGCCGUUAAAUCAUUAUUAAAAAUUUGUCGGGGAAAUAUUAUUUAUCCUUAUACCCCGACCAAAUUCUUAUGCAGAUGCAAGGAAUUGAGUACACCAGAGACCGAUAAAUUCCCUACGACACUUGCUAGAUCAGAUUCGUUGCCUAGAAUAACUCGUUCAAAUUCGAGUCAUCGUAUAAAUUCACCCAAAUCUCCUUCAUCUAACAAACUAUCUCAAGAGACUACAAUCAUGUCUAUAGAAAGCGUUAAACAGCGAUGCAUUAAAGUUAUUGGAGAAGAUGGUCAAUCUUCACGAACCAUUCCGAUAAAUGAUGUUAGUGAUGCCAAGUCCAUUCUCGCAAGAGUUUUACAAAAAUUCAAUAUCAAGGAUGAUGUUGAAAGAUAUUCAUUGUUCACAACCUUAAGUGAUUCAGGAUCAGCAAGGUGCUUAACAGAUGAGGAGGUUGAAAAUAUAUGUAAAAGUGCAGAUCGUCAGGAAAGAGAGAGAUUAUUUUUAAGAAAGAAACAUCUUCCAAUGAAUCAUGAAACAUUUAAGAAACAUAUGAGAGAUAAGAAAUUGGCAAAUUUCUUUGGAGAAAAGCCUCCGAGUAUACCACAAGGAAUAACCCAAAAGAAACUAAGAAAUUUCUUUGGGCAAAGGCCUCCAUCAGAGUUAAUUUCAUUGAACCUUACGGAAUAUUUUCCCGGUCAUGAUAGUGAAGAGCUAGAGCGUAGUGUUAGAUUUUCCAUGAGAAGAGCUUCUAGAAGUUCAAUGUCUUCAAAAUAUUCUUCUAGGCCUAGAUCAAAACGGAUUUCAAGGCUUUUUGAGAAUAAUCCAAGACAAUCAAGUCUAUUAUCCCCUUUAAAUGAUGAUCCGGAUGAUGCAACUAUUUUUGAAGAAGUUGGAGAUGAAUUUGAAGAUUUUGAUAGUUUUGAAGAUAAUCACGAUGAACUUAAUUCGCUUGAAGAAGCAGUUACCAAAUCCAUUUUUAAAUGGAUACAAGGAACUUUGAUUGGGAUGGGAUCUUUUGGUAGUGUAUACUUGGCACUUAAUUCCAUCACCGGAGAAUUGAUGGCGGUUAAACAAGUCGAAUUGCCUACUGGACAAUCCGCAAACGAAGAGAGGAAGAAAUCUAUGUUAGAUGCCUUACAAAGAGAAAUUUCACUUUUACAAGAGCUACAACAUGAGAACAUAGUACAAUAUCUCGGAACAGAACAUAAAAAGAAAACAUUAAAUAUUUUCUUGGAAUAUGUUCCUGGUGGAUCAGUAGCUACAAUGCUUAACAAUUAUGGACCAUUAGAAGAACCCCUAAUUAGAUCAUUCAACAGACAAAUCUUACAAGGAUUAAAUUAUCUUCACGAAAAAGAUAUCAUUCAUCGUGAUAUCAAGGGUGCUAACAUUUUAGUUGAUAAUAAGGGUGGUGUCAAAAUAUCAGAUUUUGGUAUUUCAAAGAAAGUUGAAGAUCAAAUUAUGGCGACAUCCUUAAGUAGGCCUUCAUUACAAGGAUCCGUAUUUUGGAUGGCACCAGAAGUUGUUAAGCAAACAUCUUAUACAAGCAAAGCUGAUAUAUGGAGUUUGGGAUGUUUGAUUGUGGAAAUGUUUACGGGAACUCAUCCGUAUCCACAAUUUACUCAAAUGCAAGCAAUUUUCAAGAUUGGUGUUGAAUCUAUUUCACCAGAGAUUCCUGAAAAUAUAUCAAAUGAAGCCGAAGACUUUCUGAAAAAGACAUUUGAACCGAAUCAUGAUGACAGGCCUACGGCUAAAGCUCUUUUAACUCAUCCAUUUUCUGCAUCAACGUCAAAAUCUAAUGUACAAUUAUCACCUUAA